This is a messenger RNA of Diversispora eburnea, 267 nucleotides long. Lineage: Eukaryota; Fungi; Glomeromycota; Glomeromycetes; Diversisporales; Diversisporaceae. The record is from the annotation of a GenBank genome assembly.
AUGUCACAAGAUUUGUUUAAAACAGCUGCAGAUGAAUUUGCCGCACUCGUACAAUCUGGAAAGGUUUCAAACGAAGACCAAUUAAAAGCGUAUGGCUGGUAUAAACAGGCAACUGUGGGUGAUGUUUCUACAACCCGACCUUCAGUUCUUUUCGUUAAAGAAACUGCUAAAUGGGAUGCUUGGAAUGAGAGAAAAGGGACAUCUCAAGCUGACUCAAAGGAAGAGUAUAUUAAAUAUGUUAAUGAAUUAAAAGAAAAAUAUAAAUAA